GCACUUGUUUCAGUCUGUGUGUGAUUUUUCUUACAGGACAGUUACUAAUGCUUUUAACUCACUGAACACACAACUCAUGCACUUUACUAGUAAUUUAUCCUGUGGAUUUAAAAAUAAAAACAGUUGGCUCCACUACAUGAGAUGGAUUUAAAUUACUGCAUGUAGGAAAAACCCGAGUUUCACCUGAAACCUGCUGUUUCCUUAAACCCUCGCCUUCAUUUGUACACAGAAGUAAAGGCUCCUGGGCAGGAGUGCUGGAACAGGAAGUGGAUUUAUUUCAGCAUGGGGAGUAAGGAGCGAUAUCACUGGCAGACCCAAAAUGUGAAGGUCAGCGGGGUGGACGACAUGGUCCUCCUCGCUAAAAUCAAUGAAGAUGCCAUCACAGAAAACCUCAAAAAGAGAUACAUGGAUGACUUCAUCUUUACAUACAUUGGGCCUGUGCUGAUCUCUGUAAACCCUUUUAAGCAGUUGCCAUAUUUUACUGAUCGUGAAGUGGAGCUGUAUCAAGGAGCUGCACAGUAUGAGAAUCCGCCACACAUUUACGCUUUGGCUGAUAGCAUGUAUCGCAACAUGAUGAUUGAUAUGGAGAACCAGUGUGUCAUCAUCAGUGGAGAGAGUGGAGCGGGAAAGACGGUAGCAGCCAAGUACAUCAUGAGCUACAUCUCCAAAGUGUCAGGAGGUGGCCCUAAAGUUCAACAUGUAAAAGAUAUCAUCCUUCAGUCUAACCCUCUACUGGAAGCUUUUGGGAAUGCCAAGACAGUGCGCAAUAACAACUCCAGUCGCUUUGGAAAAUACUUUGAGAUCCAGUUCAGCCGAGGGGGAGAGCCUGAUGGAGGAAAAAUCUCUAACUUCCUGCUGGAGAAAUCCAGGGUGGUGUCUCAAAACCAUGGCGAAAGAAAUUUCCAUAUUUACUACCAGCUUUUGGUAGGGGCUACCAAAGAUCAGAGGGAAAAUUUGGGCGUUACCACUCCUGAUUAUUACUUCUACCUAAACCAGUCUGGUACCUACACUGUGGACGACAUCAAUGACCAGAAGGAGUUCUCUGACACCAUGGAGGCCAUGUCAGUUAUAGGUUUGUCUCUGGAUGAACAGGAUGCUGUGCUGCAGAUUGUGGCAGGGAUUCUUCAUCUGGGUAACAUCACUUUCAGAGAAGAGGGCAACUAUGCUGUGGUGGGCAGUGAAGAUUUUCUUGCUUUCCCAGCCUUUCUUUUGGGAAUAUCUCAGGAGGGCUUGAAGAAGAAGCUGACAAGUCGGAUCAUGGACAGUAAAUGGGGGGGCAAGACUGAGACCAUUUUUGUCACCCUGAACACGGAGCAGGCCAGCUUUACACGCGAUGCUUUGUCAAAAGCACUCUACACCCGAGUUUUUGAUUACCUCGUUGAUUCAAUAAACAAAGCCAUGCAAAAGGACCACGAGGAAUUCAACAUUGGAGUUUUGGAUAUUUAUGGUUUCGAAAUCUUCCAGCAAAAUGGAUUCGAGCAGUUCUGCAUAAACUUUGUGAACGAGAAGCUUCAGCAGAUUUUUAUUGAGCUCACUCUGAAGGCUGAGCAGGAAGAGUAUGUACAGGAAGGAAUCAAAUGGACACCAAUCGAGUACUUCAACAACAAAAUCGUAUGUGACUUAAUAGAGUCCAAAGUGAACCCUGUGGGGAUCAUGAGCAUUUUGGAUGAUGUGUGUGCUACCAUGCAUGCCAAGGGUGAGGGUGCAGACCAGACUCUGAUUCAGAAGCUGCAAAUGCAGAUCAGCUGUCAUGAGCACUUCAACAGCUGGAACAAGGGCUUCAUAGUGCAUCACUAUGCAGGCAAGGUGUCGUAUGAUGUGAGUGGCUUUUGUGAGAGGAACAGGGAUGUGCUCUUCAAUGACAUCAUUGAGCUGAUGCAAAGCAGUGAAUUUGCCUUUAUCCGAGCACUUUUCCCAGAAAAUCUCGAGGCUGAAAAAAAGGGACGACCCACCACUGCAGGCAGCAAGAUCAAGAAACAGGCCAAUAACCUGGUGCAGACCCUGAUGAAGUGCACGCCUCAUUACAUUCGCUGCAUCAAACCCAACGAAACCAAGAAACCACGGGACUGGGAGGAGAGCCGGGUGAAGCACCAAGUGGAGUAUCUGGGUCUGCGGGAAAACAUCCGUGUACGGAGAGCUGGCUACGCCUUCCGUCGCAUCUUCAAGAAGUUCUUGCAGAGAUACGCAAUCCUGACCAAAGAGACGUGGCCAGAGUGGCGUGGAGAUGAAAAACAGGGUGUCCUGCACCUUCUGAGGUCUGUCAACAUGGAGCCAGACCAGUACCAACUGGGCAAGAGGAAGAUCUUCAUUAAGGCCCCAGAAUCUCUGUUUCUUCUGGAAGAGAUGAGGGAGAGGAAAUAUAAUGGAUUUGCUCGAGUCAUCCAGCAAGCCUGGCGUAAACAUAUUGCUGUUCGCAAAUAUGUCCGGAUGCGAGAGGAAGCAUCUGACAUCCUGUUAAAUAAAAAGGAACGGCGGAAGAACAGUCUGAACCGUAACUUUGUGGGUGACUACAUUGGCACAGACAGUCGCCCCGAGAUCCGCCAGUUUGUGGGUCGCAGGGAAAGGAUUGAAUUUGCUGAUGUGGUGAUCAAAUAUGAUCGCAGGUUUAAGACUGUAAAGCGUGACCUGAUCUUGACGUCCAAGUUCCUCUACCUGAUUGGCCGAGAAAAAGUAAAGCAAGGUCCAGAAAAGGGACACAUUCGGGAGGUCCUCAAAAGGCAGAUUGAACUAGAGAAAAUUCAGUCCAUCUCUCUGAGCACUCUGCAGGAUGACUUCUUCAUUGUGCAUGAGGAGCACUAUGACAGUGUGCUGGAGUCUGUCUUUAAAACAGAGUUCUUAAGUCUUCUCUACAAACGUUAUGAGGAAAAGACUCGAAGGAAACUACCACUGAAGUUCAACAACCUACUUGAAUUUAAAGUGAAAAAAGGCGGUUGGGGGCCGUUUGCAUCUUCUGGCUCUCGGCAGAUCCAGUUUCAGGUGGGCCAGGGAGAGAACGUGGUACUCAAGCCAAGCAGCAAGACACUGGUUGUGAGUAUCGGACCUGGCCUGCCCAAGAACUCAAGGCCUACUCGUCGUGACAACCGGAAGAGCAGAUGCAUGGAAAAUGAGAACCGAGGAGGGAGAUACUCGCAAGAGCACUCGGUGAGACCUGAGCGAGGAGGGAAAAACCGAAGCCAUCAAACCAACUCCAGAGCGUCUCUGCUGCGCCAGCAGUCCAGCAUGGAUCAACCCACCCUUCCCCGCCAUCAAGGUCCUCGGCCCAGCCAGACUCAGGCCCUGAACAACAGUGACAUGGGCUUCAUGAAAGUCCCUGACCAGGGAGUGGCAGGACUUCAUCGACGAAGGUCAAAAGAGGUUAAACCUGUCCCUGGAGGAGGGCUGCCAAAGCCUGCACCGAAGCCCAAACCUCGCUCCCCACAGUGCCGUGCUCUGUAUGCAUAUGAUGCCCAGGACACUGAUGAGCUCAGCUUCAAUGCAGAUGAUAUUAUAGAUAUCUUAACUGAAGACCCCUCAGGUUGGUGGUAUGGUCGUCUACGGAGAAGAGAAGGCAUGUUUCCUGGGAACUAUGUUGAGAAGAUUUAGUUCAAGACCACAGAGGUGGAAGAUUUUAUUAAUGAUUUUUGUGCAGCCAUCGAUCAAACCCAAAGUACACAAAUAAUUAGGAUGAUAUGAUGUAUACAUACACUUGAUACAGUAGACCCGAGACUCGUGAAUUUCAGAGACGAAAUAAAUCCACUUAAAUGUAUGUUUAUCUUCUUGAUCUUGUUUUAUAUAGGACAUUGAAAUUUAUUUUAGCUUUUUUAACAAUCACAAGAUGUAUUUUUACACACAUGGCAAUAAUGUUGGUUGAAACUGUGUAGAAAACCUAAAGUCCAUUCUGCUGUUUAAGUCAUAUAGUUUGUUUAAAAAUCAUGAACAGCUUUUAUGAAUGUUUUAUAUCAGUAAACUGUCUCAUCUGGAUGUACUCAAAACGAACAAUACCAAUGUAACAUUUUUGAAAGAAUAAAAAUGACAAUAAAUUAA
Neoarius graeffei (lesser salmon catfish) is the source of this 4023-nucleotide messenger RNA. RefSeq names its product myosin IEb (gene myo1eb). The transcript is spliced from 27 exons. Gene Ontology annotation, cellular component: actin cytoskeleton; myosin complex; microvillus. NCBI's taxonomy places the organism in Eukaryota, Metazoa, Chordata, Actinopteri, Siluriformes, Ariidae. The record is from RefSeq and is a predicted model, not a curated record. Gene Ontology annotation, molecular function: ATP binding; microfilament motor activity; actin filament binding. Gene Ontology annotation, biological process: actin filament organization; vesicle transport along actin filament. Bases 283 to 3582 code for a protein of 1099 amino acids.